AUGGCAAAGGUGGCGAAGAGCGCCCGUGUGGCGGAGCCAGUGAAGGUGCCGGCGAAGACGAUGAAGAAGCCUCCGGUGAAAGCUCCCGCCAAGAAGACUCCCUCGACGAAAUCCGAAGCUCCUCCAGCGGCGCAGCCCCAAACUGAAGCUCCAGCGACUCCGGCAGAAGCUCCUGGAUCCGGCAAGCGAAAGAAGGCGGCGGCGAGCAACACGUACAAGCGCUACAUCCUCAAGGUUUUGCGGUCGACGACGCACCAGGAUCUCAAGAUAUCGACCACGGCCAUGGAUAUCAUGAACACGUUCAUGAACGACAUGUUUGAGAGGCUGGCGAGAGAGGCGGCGGAGCUGGUCCGGCGCAACAAGGCGGCCACGCUCUCCUCCAAGGACAUCCAGACCGCCUGCAAGCUCGCCUUGCCCGGGCAGCUGUCCCAGCAAGCCGUCGUGGAGGGCCAAAGGGCCGUGGCCAGAUUUCUCAGAGCUUCCUCCUAA
Selaginella moellendorffii is the source of this 489-nucleotide messenger RNA. RefSeq names its product histone H2B.2. The record is from RefSeq and is a predicted model, not a curated record. Bases 1 to 489 code for a protein of 162 amino acids. Gene Ontology annotation, biological process: nucleosome assembly. Gene Ontology annotation, molecular function: DNA binding; structural constituent of chromatin; protein heterodimerization activity. NCBI's taxonomy places the organism in Eukaryota, Viridiplantae, Streptophyta, Lycopodiopsida, Selaginellales, Selaginellaceae. Gene Ontology annotation, cellular component: nucleosome. The transcript has a single exon.